AUCACGUGUACCAUGUAAUAAAUUGUAUCCUUAUGAUUGCAUCAGCUUUCAAGCCUCCACAGGCUUCACUCUUAGAUUCGGACAUUCCAGCCAUCGUUGGUCCACAGUACUGCUUCUCACAGCAGGUUCAUCUCACCGUUGCCAGCCACAUCUUAGAGUUCAACAACGGCAACUUCGUCAUCACUGAUGAUAAUGGCAACACUCUUUUCAAGCUCGACGACAAGAGGAUCCACCUCAGAGACAGGACUGUUUUGCGCGAUGCCUCUGACUCCCCUGUCCUCAGCUUCCGCAAGAAGAGCGGCGACGAUCUCUUCACCCUCAAAGAUAAGAAUAUGAUCGAUCACCAUGAGCAAACGUAUGAGAUUCAACUUCAGGCAGACUACGCGCCCACUUUCGAAGUGAAGGGUGAUUUCGCCCGCCGCAAUUACCAAAUUAUCUUUCAGGGAACAGAAAUCGUUGCAGAGGUGACCAAAAAGCACCACUUCUCAGCCACGGCUCUCACUUUUGGAAAGAACAAAUACAACGUUGUAGUAAACCCCAAUGUGGACCAGGCAUUCGUUGCUGCCAUAGUGACAAUCAUGGAUGCCAUUUACGAGGACAACAACGAGAUGUGA
Molecule: messenger RNA, 614 nt
Organism: Marchantia polymorpha subsp. ruderalis
Lineage: Eukaryota; Viridiplantae; Streptophyta; Marchantiopsida; Marchantiales; Marchantiaceae
Source: the annotation of a GenBank genome assembly